AUGAAUUGGGCUUCGUUGAUCUUGUCUACUCCCCAUUACAGCCCGUCUGCAGCACAGACCAUAGUUCCCUCUCCAAUUACUCCGGCCGGUGAUCUGGGAGCUGUUAUUGCUGAAUCACCUUAUUGCAAAUCAGAAUCGUCUGAUCCAAUAGGAACACUGUCCGAAACCCCACAACCAGUAUCCCCAGUGGACAAACUGCGGACGAAUUUGCCCAUUAACAGUCCCAAACCUUCUGGGGUACCAAAAGUUCAAUCUGUUGCGAAAUACUGGACUUGGGGCGCGGAACGUGGUCGUUCCCAGAACGGACCAACCACACGAUCAUCCAGACGAGGUAUCAUUACCUCACAUUCUCUCACUGCUCUCAGAGCGGCCGAUCACAAUGGUCAGACAGCUCAGCACAACUCGGAAGAUGAAAACAAAUUAAAAACUAUCAUUCAUAUAGGUCACUUAACUGAGGAGUUGCCCAUUUCAGAAUCCACUGUUACUCAAGGAGAUCAAUUGAACCGACUGAAAUUGCUUCGAAGGCAGGUACAUCAUCGGGGAGCUGCUCAAGGGGAACGUAUCAGUCGUCAGUCCCACGGUGCAUCAACCCGAACCAUUAGCGGUUCACCUUGUUCACGCAGACAGACUGCAGAAAAUACACAGAAUAAACGAGCAGAAUCUCCGCUCACAUACGAGAAUCCACCGGAGACCGAUUCAGAGACCGGGUUGUGCACACGCAGUCAAGCUUUGCGUCAGUCCUCGCCGUCUACGCUGAUUGCUGUUGGUCGACCUCUUCGAACAAGUCAACGGGUGCGCACUUCAACCGGCCUGUCUUCGAAACCUUUGCUUCCACCUCGACCCAAAGAUGCAAAUGGUCAUAAUCAGUUGGAUCAAACCAAUACCAUCACAGUUCGCAUAGGGUAG
Messenger RNA from Echinostoma caproni, 906 nucleotides. NCBI's taxonomy places the organism in Eukaryota, Metazoa, Platyhelminthes, Trematoda, Plagiorchiida, Echinostomatidae. The record is from the annotation of a GenBank genome assembly.